Messenger RNA from Porites lobata, 9557 nucleotides. The record is from the annotation of a GenBank genome assembly. Lineage: Eukaryota; Metazoa; Cnidaria; Anthozoa; Scleractinia; Poritidae.
AGGCAGGAGCAAGAGGGUCACCAGUUAACGUGUCCUUCGGACAGGAAAGUCCUGGAACAAAACAAGGUACUACUACACGAAUCAGUAGGAACUGGUUUAAGAUGUCACCACUGCGACGGCAACGAGAACGUCAAAAAAGCGAAAGGCUUAGGCAAUGUUCACACUAUACUGGAUCGGAUUUGUGUCGGCACGAAAACCAUACUGGAUAGGGCUUCUGUUCAUACACGGUUGUGGCGGCGCGAUUUCUGUGACGGAGAGAAGAUGCGCUCCGCCGAUCUCUAAAGUGGAGUCAAUUAUAUAUCGGAUAGGUGUUCAUGCUCCGGAUAGCGUUUCGUGUCAGCGCGAAAAUCUAUCCAGUAUCUGGUGGGAUGAACAUAGCCUUACAUUAACAAAACAACAACUUUUCAAGUGUAUCACACUUUUUGUACAUUUUUUACCGUCACUGCACGAUUCAGCGACGUGAAACUUCCUAAUUUCCCAUUUAAUGACAACGCCAACAUACAACGACCAGGAGAACGACUCCUGACAACGACAAAUUUAUCUUUCUCUUUUUUAAAUUGGAAAAGAGAGUUCGCCUUCAUUCACGGAGUGAGCGAGUCUUUUUUAAAGUGAUGUUUUCGCCACCGUUGAAAUCGUUGUGAACUCCCUAAUUCUUGAUACCAGCAAAAGAGCUCAACUUUGAUCACAAAAAAUACAGAAUAAACAAUCAAAAACUGAUUUUAUGAAUGAAUAUUUUUCUUACUUUUCUUCCAUGUUUACUUUUUAGGACAUAUUCCCUGACAAACUAGCCGAAAGAAAGAUUUUGUCACAUGUCAUCAAGUGUCCCAGUGAGUGCUGUGAGUGGACUGGUGAGCUGAGGGAGAAAGAGGUAGGGAUCAUUGUUCACCUUGUAACUCCUCCCUCCUCCCUCGCGCGCGGUCUCGCGCCCUCAAUUCCUUUCCCCUUCCCUUUCUAACGCUUUCCACGCAGGCUAAUCCACGAGUAACAACUGAUUAACAAACAUGAAAAUAGGAAAUGUGCAAACUAUUACGGACACAAGAUUCUCUCUAAAACCCUUUUGUACAUAAUAACAAAAACAGUUCGGUUAAUUACAUUCGCAGUUCUCGCAGGCAAGUAUCACGAGAAAUACAACCGUAGAUAAAAGGGUAGUUGCUGGGUAUUCUGAAGUUUAGCCGAUAAAAGAUUUCCCAGCUCUAAAUUAAUUAAGGGAGAGGGAUGAUGCAUUUUUUAUGGUCUGUCGUCUGAUUAUUUUAUUAGAACCACUUGACCUCUUGUCCUUGGAAAAUUGUUUCUUGCACCUACGAAAAAUGUGGAGAAAACGUAACCAGAAAGGAUCUGACUGAACACGUGGCCGACAUGUGCGUAUGGAGAAUUUUGAGGUGUCUGCAUUGUGCAGAACAUCAUCCACAAUGCCAAAUGGAGGUAAAAGCAAAUUGCUGGAUCAGUUCUUGUUGUAUGUUUUGAGAGCCAUAAGACGGUAAUUAACUUCAAUGGGGAACAAAAGAACUUGGGACUGUGUGAAAAAUCCCUUCCUGGUUUUAAUGACAAUUUUUUCAUCGGCUUUGGGUUCAUCGCGUCGUCCCCCACUUCCCCUAGCAAUUUUGUGGCCAAAAAAAGAACUCAUUUUCACCCAUGGUGCUCAAAAUUCAAGUUUGUUUAGGGUGGGAUGGGAGGGGUCGCUAGUUUUACUAAUAUUACUAGGAAGGUCCCAACCCUUUUGACCUCAAUUGUAGACAACUUGUAUGGUCGGAAUUUAAAACAGAAUAUUUUAAAACGCGCUAAUUUUCAUUUCAACGCCUUCACCUCACAUAUUGCAAGAGACGAUUUGUGAUUCAAAAUAUCGUAAUUGAUCGACGUUUAUACCUGGGUUAAUUCUUCAAAGCCAAAUUUGGAAGAUGUUUGCAAUGAUUUGAUAAUUGACGUUGAUAAUGUAAUGAUAAGACAAUUAUCCACGAUUGCCGUGCGCGAGACGGCAGCGUAGAAGUUUGGUUGUUUCAUGACAAUUUUACGUUUACGGUCAACGUGUGUUUUUGUUGAAGAUACUCGAUAAACUCAAUUUUUUUUAAAAAAAUCGACUAACUAACCUGUAAUGAAGCACCGAUUGGAAUAAAAGGUGUCAGAAGUUGUCUGUGGUUGUUGUUGUUUUUUUUUUUUUUUUGGUAUUUUUCGCUAAGUUUACUGAAAGAUUACAGGCCUUUUAAUAAAAUGUAACUUCUCGCAAUACCCCACACUUCCACCCAACCUACAUUUGUUUACUCACACGAGUUUGGAUCAGUUAUGUAGCGACCUGACAUACCCUUGGUAGUUUCAUUAUUUUUUUACAUCAGUUUCGUGUACUUAAAACGUCUGUGUUUCAAAAGUCACUUUCCCGUACUAUUUUAUUCAGUUUUUACUUCUUUUUGUUCUUUGUCUUGACAGGCACAUUUAGAAAAUUGCGAAGGUCUCCUUACUGCCUGUCCAAACAACUGCGGGAUUAAAAUUGCAAGUGACAAGGUGAUGCCAUUAAAUCAGUUUCGUUUUCUCACCUUAGUGUCAUUUUCAGCCUUAGAUAUUAAAAUCUCUAAUACUGAUUCCACAGUUAAUGAUAUUAUAAGUGUGAAGUUUUAUGUGAAUCGCCUCUUUGUCCCUGCAUGAAAAUCGUGAGGAUCACGAUCAAUUAGGUUUUCUUCACUCCAAAGAUUGUGGUGGCCUUUCCUGUGGGCGCGCUCUAAAAAGGCAGAGCGGGACUGGGUGCGGGCCGAUCUGUUAUUUCCGUGAUCCUUUUCGAUUCUGUCCUUUGUGAGUCUAUUGCUCUCCAAUUAACUCUUAACCACCAUCUAGAUCUCCAAGAACUCUUUAAACCACGUCAUCUUUUUUAGUCAAGUUACCAGCGUCUUUAGGGCGCACUAUCUGUGAAUAAGUGUAGUCUCGGAUUUAGAACCAUGCGCACACCUUGUUGUUUAAGGCAGCGGCGAAGUUGAUGGGACAGACCUUUCAUAAAGGUUAAACUGUAGUGGAUAUGAACGCGGUUACAUGCCCUGCAAUGGUGCUUUGUUGUCUAGUCUCUAUAAUUUUCUUCAAGACAUUUAUGAAAAAAGUUACAAGAGGUCUGUGUUGUGGUAAAUAAAUAUGCCUAUAACUUAAAUUGGCGCUAUCUUUUUCCAGGUGUCAGAUCACAUUAACAAUACAUGUCCACUGACAGAAGUUCCCUGCCCAUAUAAUUGGCUGGGCUGUUUCCUAAAGGUAAGUUUGGUUGUUAACUUAAGACGCAAUUUCCCCAUACAACAUGAGGAAAACGUAUUGCACCAUAGCAAAAGAAAUUGCUUCCUGUCUUACCCGGAUCAUUACUUAGAUCAUUGUCUUUUACCGACCUUUAGCAGAAUGCUAUUCAUUUCUUUGCAUUAACAAAUAAAGGUUUCUUUCUUUGUUUUUCAUACUGACCAUUGUUAGGAGUGAAAGUGAUGCAUAAAUGCAUUGUCUGAAUUAGCUCGCGCUAUGAAAAAAACAUGAAGGUAGAGUCCUUAUUUUACGUCGGCAGCUCGAAUUAGUCAUCUGACCAACAAACAUGAGUGCGCUCGUUUUAACACCCCCCCCCCCCCCCUGUCUCUCUCGCUCUCUCUCCCUCCCUCCCUCUUUCUCUCCCUCUCUCUCUCUCCCUCUAAGGUGACAUCAAAACACAAAAUACUCAUAACACACAGUUUGUAAUCGGUUGAAAGUGGAUACACUGCAAAUUAUAGUAGUUGCUAGAAAUAUAUAUCUACGUGUUGUAACUGUUCAUCAGUAGGAUGCCUAAAAUGUGUGAAAUUCCACAACUGGUUUCGGCUCCAUUAACUCCUAUACGAAUUACACAAGAUUUUAGGAGGAGCCACCCACUAUGUGAGCACAGUCACGGACAAAACAUAUAAGGGAGGAAAAUAACGCAAAGUAAAAUUAUCACGUUAUUCAACGAACUAUAUGUACACUUCAAUAGUAUCCUGAUCAGCUUCUCAGUUCUGCAGUUCUGCGUCUCAUCUCAUCAUGAUCGAUUGUCGUCAGUUGAAGUGUCCAGGUGGUUUGCUUUGUAUCUGAGGACAAUUUCUAUUUUAUAAGCUCCAAGGGGCUUAUAUUCGGAGCGGUUAUUUAACGGAGGGAUUUUCCAUUACGAGUUUGUGGGGGGGGGGAUAGAGAAUGGUUAUUGCCGGAAUUUUAAGGUAUUCACCACUAUCAAAUUUAGAAUUACAGCUUCCUCGAUGUUUUAUGAGACCAUAACCAAUAAGUAACAUCUGGCUCAUUUAAGAAAUAUGAUUGGGUAAAAGAAAAAUUACAAAACAGACCUGUUUAAUUUCAGAUUCAGAGAGAAGUGCUUGAAUCACACCUUGAAGGCGAGAUAAGAUAUCAUCUCCAUUUGAAUAGCUGCAAAUUAAACGACACCAAGGAUGAAGUAAGAAACCUUCAACUUGAAGUUGCAGAAAGAGCAAAGGCCGUCCAAAAUCAAUUUGAGGAAAGAGUGCAGGCCCUCCAGAAUCAUUUUGACGACAGAUUACAGGCGCUCCAAAAUCGCUUUGAAGAGAGCGCUCAGGCCCUAGAAAAUCAUUUUGAAGAGAGGGUAAAAUUGCUAACCGUCACUAGCGAUAAAUUGAGGAAGAAUCUGAGUUUCACUAGAAUUAUUUGUGCUGUUGCUGUUGUCAUUCUUGCUGCGUUAAGUGGAAUGUCAAACCAAAAAAGUGCCGUUAGCGAUUCAAUAACAACAAUGGACCGAUCUUUUGACACGCAAAGCAAGCUCGAAAUGAAAGUGAAUGAAGUCGAGAAAGGUCUGAAAAGUGAACUGAUUGAUUUGCGAAGUCAGCUGGGGAAGAAAGUGGAUGAAGCUAACAAAUAUUUUGAAGCUGUGUCGCUUAAUAUGUCAAACCAUGAAAGUGCCGUUAGUGAUUUUAAAACAAAAAUGGAGAGUAGAGUAACUGAUGUGCAAACUAAAGUGGAGGGGAAAUUAGAUGAAGCUCACAAACAUCUUAAAGAAAAGGUGAGUUAAAGUAUAUAUAUAUUAAACCAGCUGGGAAACAUAUAAAUGAUUUAGUCAUGCACAAUGUUGUGGUUUUCAUUUGCCAUGUUCCGAUACUUGGAAUUUGGAAGCAAACUGAAGAAAACGUACUCUCAGGGCAGGGGAGAGAACUAUCGAAAAAUGUCUUAAGUAAGUUCAAAAACAAAAAAAUUGAUUUCAUGACAAUUGAAAUUCUACCUUGUCACCGCAAUGAGAGAUCAAAUCAGUGAGAUAGCAUUGCACCUGCACAACCUCAUUGCGUUGUUCAUCAAGUUGUUGUCUUCUUCGCGAAUGAUACGUGGAAACUUCCAAGGACGAAAAUGCCGAAUAAUAGACAAAAACAAAGGGACGAAUCCCCUGAAUUGGCAAGGAAAGGAAGAAGUGCCACGGAAAAUUCAGGAGCUACUGUUAGUAGAGGGAAAAAGCACCAGGAAAGAACACGGCGAUGGAACUUUAGUUCCCACCUCUGACGUAUCGUGCUCUAAUGAGCAGUUUCUGUCCUUUCGAACGUCGCUCGAGAGCGGCUUCACCACAAUGGGUAAAUCACUUACUAAAGCGAUUAAAGAUUGCUUUACUACUGUGGUAGAUAAAUUAAAUCCUCGAGACCAGGACGGAUACAACAUUGUCAUCAAAGAAGUACUGAUCCAACCAGCAAUUCCAUUGUGGAACAAGCGUUACAGUUUCUCACUUUUUAAGAAAGGUUUAGGUUUCAGUGCCCUGAACGCUGCAGAAACUGCACUUUCAUGCAUUAUUCAACCAAAAACUAUGGUAGGCUUAGAUAACUUUUUCAGGGACCAGGUAUUUGAAAAGUUUGCUAAUCCAUCGGAAAGUAUAAAAAUCAGUAAUGAAACAUUUGGAAUCCUGUGCCUGUAGACUGACAUGACAAAGCAAAAUUGAAUACGGGUCAACUUCAGAGGUUAAAUGAUUCUAAGUAUAUGUUUGUGGAAAUAGAAUUCAAAAUGUUAGCUUUAUCAUCAUGGACUACUGUCUCAAAGAGCUGCAUAGCACCAUGUUGUUUUAAGUUAACGUCAACAAAAUGAGAAUUGGGAUUUGUUCUUUCGUAUUAUUAUAUCAAAUACUAUGUUGCGUGCUUAUGCAACAGUACUUUAGCUGUUAUAUGUUAUUUUUCAGGCCGAUCUCUUAACACUCGACAGCGGUAACCAUAAACAGAAAAUCAGAGAGUUUGAAACUAAAAUCCAGGUAAGAGGAAAAUAUCAAAAAUAACUAAAUUUCAGCCUCACGUAGUCAUGCACGUUCAUGAUCUGAGUUGAUAAAGUCAAUUUACCUCCUUAAUCCUUUAAGCCCAAAUACCCUCAUACAAAAUCUCGGGAGUAACUUAUUUCUAAUAGUUGUGGGUCGUGGAUACAAAGUCGUGGGUCAUGGGUGGCGUAGACCCACGAAAAAAAAGAAGAGGUCCCUCAGGGUAGUGGGGUUACACCAGGAGCCGGCUCCUGGGUUACCCCAAAUGUUUCUGGGUAGGGGUUGAGGUAGGAUAGCUACUAGUACCUGGACAUCCCAAGUAUCGAGUUAAAAAGGGAAAGCGGCAUUUAUAGAAAAGUUAUAUUAGUAUACCGAGUGGCAGAAGGAACAAUUCUUGUACCGGCCUCUUAUUAUUAACAUCAACGAAAAAUAUCUGUUUAGAAGAAGGAGAAAUCUAACACCAGAGAGCUCAGAAAAAAUUCCGUGCCCUGGGUGGGAAUCGAACUGACGACCCUUUGAGUUCUAAUUCGGAUGCUUUAACAACAGAUCUGCUGCAGGCUUUAUGGAGAGCGGGGUUAAAAUUUAAUUAUUACUACACCAGUCAUAAAGGAACAGUAUCGGGGACUUUAGUCGCUAGACAUUUUCACGAGGAAAAUGCAGGAGAAGUGCGUGUGUGUGUGUUUCGAACGGCCCGAAAUUCCUAUCUACCAUCAGUAACUUUUCUAAUGGUCUGCCCCCUAAGAAUGGUACUUUUCAUUUACGUACGCCCAUUACGAAAUACGUGAUUGGAAAAAACAAAACCCUGGUCUGGUGUCGGUGAAACAAAUCGAUAUUUGCAUGAUCUUGCGGGCGUUCUCUCAAAAUUGUAAGUGUGUUUCGAUUGGUGUAGUUAGAUCGAUUGGAGAAUAUGGCUUCCUUUUUGGUCUCGUGAGUGCGAGAGGUGGGGGCGGGGAUUCAGAAUCCCAUCUCUUAUGACCCCCACUGUUUCUGACAGGCUGCCUGCUUUGUGUGGCUCGGCCUCGUUCUCAGUCGUUCUCAAGCUCAUCCAAAUGGCAUCAACUCAUCCAAAUGGAUCUUUGAGAGUCAGAAUACAAUAGGCUGUUAUAUAAACUUUGUGUGGUUAGUUUUUGUGUAAAAAAUUGUUCCGUGCCACUUUAAAUUCGUCGCCUGCCUCGUCCGGUUAAUUUAAUUGGCGAAAGUUGAGUCUAGCAAAAUACAGUAAAAGUAAGUACGAUCACAGUUAAAACUUUUCGUCUCAUAUAAGGGAAUCUAAGACAGCAAUGGAUACUGAAUUCCAAGCCGAGGAUUUCGGAUUCCAGUCGUUGUCAGUGGAACUUGGAUUCUCAAUUCCAAUCGUUAUUGAAAUUCCAGAUUCUAUGAGCUGUAUUCUGGAUUCUAAAACCUAGGAUUCCCGUUUCCACAAGCAAAAUUUCCCCAGAUUCCAGAAUUGGGAAUUCCUUACAUGGGGCGAAACUUUUUUGUUACUUUAACGAAUGCAGGCCCUGACCAACAGACUGAAUAGCGCCAGAGUGCACUGUGAUGAGAGGGUUUUACAUUAACUACUUAGACCGACAGAACGUUGAGUGGCCAAAUGGCUUUUUCUUGGCCAUAUUCCGACUUGUGAAGGCGGGAAGCUAUGGUUCAGCCAGCGUUCGCUAUCUUUACCGCUGCUGCAAGUUCAUUCUUUAAGUUAAGGGCGCGGCCCAAACUUGUCCAGUCAACAGUUGCCGUCAACUGAAAGUGAUGACAAGGAGAACAAAACGAACUAAAAUAAAAUGAGACAACCUCUUCAACCACUUUGUUUUAGUUUAUUCGUCAUCAUCGCUGGACAUGACGCACCAAAUGUUUAACAUAAUAGUUAGGUUUCCAUUUUCAAACAGCGGUCACAAUUUAAUUUGUUUAGAGCUGCGCGGCCAGUUUCAACUUGUCGCUUGGCAGGUAAAGCUUGUUAAAAUUAAACAUGAUUCAGGAUUUGAGGUCCUCUUUUGAUAGGUCCAAAGUGGUAUUGAUCCCGGUAUUUUACCUGUGAUCCCUGAUCCCACCUCUUUAAUCCCUGAUCCCACAUACCUUAUUACUACCUUGCUUUUAACGUGAUUGAAAAUCAUGGGUAUGCUUCCCAAGUUACUGUAUCAAACUUACACCUUACCGCGCAAAAUUAUCAACCUUUCUUGGACUUCAUUUUUUUACGUCGGCAGUUGUAACAGCGCAGUGUCCUACAAACUAGAAAUUCGCAUCACCUGCCGCUUCACUUUUAAGCAAAUUUGACAUAACAUCUCCAACGUCUACCUGCGAACACUACAUCCUGGUGUGCAAAGCGACUUCGUCGGACGACUGACACAAAAAUUUUUGUGUUGGAAGGUCCAAAAGAGUUUCCAAAGCUGCUCUGCCUUAACGUUAAAAAUGCUUUUUCCUCUGAGUUUCUCAUCCCUUUCUGGUAAAACUACUGUUUGACUACUCCACAUGAAUAAUUAAUUUCCAUAUUUCACAAUUCAACCUCAAACAAUUGGAGGCUCUUGGGAAAAAGCAUUUCCAGGGAAUUAAUUUAAAGCUUUUUAAAAGCUUUUUGAUUUAGGAAACCUUACAAGUGAAAAAUAAGCAUGUUAUUUACCUGCCCCUUGGGGGUUUCUGAUAUAUUUACCUGGUUUCGCUCCGAGGGCGCAGCCCGUCAGGGGUGGCACCAGCUGAAUUUAUCACAUACCGCCUCGUUGCAAGUAAAUUGCCAUUCAAAGGGACUAAAUUUCAAAGAACUGAGGUAAUCAUUUUCUCUUUUGAUGUUAUUUACGUCCAUAACGGGCCUUGAAUCUGACGUUUUACUCGUUAAAGCUUCCACAGAACAAACAUACUGUUUUCCCCGGAGUCAGUUUCGUCAUUACAUUUUUACUCAGAGAGCCUUUAAUUAAAAAGAUGCUUCAUAUUUUUCGGGUAAUCAAAUAAAAACUGAAUGGCAUCACCUUUUUUCUUUUUCGUCGUUAAUCCGCUUAACGAGAACAUUUUUCAUGGACCUUAAAAAUCCAAAGUGAAGAAAAUUAUGAACUAUAGUAUCCAAAUAGUAACAGAAAGACUAUCAAAGCACAUUAAAACGUUUUUUCACUUUAAUUAACUAAUGCAGGCCUUGGCAACCAGACUGGAUAGCGCCAGAGUCUACUGUGAUGAGAAGGCGACAGAUUAUGGGAACGUAUACUUCGCAAACGUCGUUGGUUCCAUCAUGUCGCUGAACUUACAUAAAGUUGAGUGCCCACAAGGUUUUUUCUUGGCCAAAUUUGAAAUCGACAAGGAAAAAGUAAAUGAGGGGAUGGCUUACAAUGUUCCUCUGUCACCCAGAACUCGCUAUCUUUAUCGCUGCUGCAAGUUUAUUCUGUAA